AUGCCGUCUAGCAGUUCAUCAUCGAGUGUUGUGGUGGGAAUCGAUGAAGAUCUGAUGCAGCUCAAGGAUAGGCUGAUCGGGAUGCAGACAAAGCUGGAGAUCGUCCCCAUCGUUGGUAUGGGUGGAGUAGGUAAAACAACUCUCGCUCGAAAGCUUUAUGAAGAUUCAAUGAUUGCUUAUCAUUUUGAUUAUUGUGCUUGGACCAUUGUCUCACAAGAUUACAAUAUGCCGCAAAUUCUCAAAAGCCUUCUUCGUUGCAUAACUGGAAACGAAUGUGAUCAACUUACUAACGAGUUAAAAAAUAUGUUGCAUAAGAGCUUGUUCAGUAGAAAAUACUUGAUUGUGUUAGAUGAUAUAUGGAGUACGAGAUUCUGGGAUCAGAUAAGGAUUUACUUCCCGGACAACAACAACAGGAAUCGCAUUGUGAUCACCACCAGGGAAUCUGAUGUGGUGAACUAUGCUAGCUCUUCGUGA
This is a messenger RNA of Salvia hispanica, 474 nucleotides long. RefSeq names its product putative late blight resistance protein homolog R1A-3. The record is from RefSeq and is a predicted model, not a curated record. Gene Ontology annotation, molecular function: ADP binding. NCBI's taxonomy places the organism in Eukaryota, Viridiplantae, Streptophyta, Magnoliopsida, Lamiales, Lamiaceae.